AUGAGCCCGGACUGGCCGGUGAAUGUGCCGCUGGCUGGCAAGCUGCUCCUCUCGGCCGCCGCCGCCGCAUUGCUGCUGCUGGCAUUGGUGUUUCGCUCGCGCAAGCGCCGAGCGCCUGCCGGCAUGGGCGCCCAAGCCGAGCCCGGCGCAGAGACGCGGCAGAGGCCAGCGGCUGCGCGGUACGGGGACAGGGACAGUGCUGGAGAGGCACCGCCGGGCCCCCGGCGCAGGCGGAUCGGAGGCGGCUGGGCAGAGCAAAGUCUACCGGCGGGCAAGGAGGAGGAGGAGGAGGAAGAGGAAGGAGAGCGAGGCAGGCAGCCAGUCUCCGAUCCGGGCGAGACGGCUCUGGCAGCUGGAGGUGAGCCGAGCCGGGCCGGCCUCGGGGAGCAGGAGGGCACGCGCGGGACGAUGCAGGCCCUCAGCGUCACCUCGGACCUGGGGCUGACGAUAACGGUGAGCAACGCGGGCUCGGACACCUCCUACUCCUUCUCCUCUGUUGCAAAGAUCCAAGUGGAGGAGAAUUACAUCACCAAGAGGCACGCCGGGGCCGGGCACGCAGCCCCCGCGGCCUCCGGCCUCAAAGGCAAAGUCUACGACUACUAUGUCCAAUCGAUCUCCCACUCGGUGUCCAAGAAGAGUUCUCGCCCCUAUGUCCACCCGGGUACCGCCCCGCUCCGCAGCUCGCAGCAGGGCCCCAAAGAUCUGCAGGGCUUUGAGGGCCAGCUCAGCACGUGCCGGUCCCAAGCAGUGUCUCCGGAUCCGGAGACGCCAGACAGCAGGAGAGCGUCAGUGCCCCUAGCUGACCCCGUCGCCUCUCCUGUUCUCCCGCCGCCGCUCGUGGCAAACUCUGCGGUUUCCCCCGGCGGAGGCACGGGAGCUAGGGUGGGCCCUUCCUUCGGCCGCAAGGACAGCGUCCUCCACAUCACGGAGAAUCCCGACCUCCAGGUGCGGAUGGACGGCUUCGGGGUGCCGACGCCGCCCGGCGAGGCCGCAGAGGCCGGCACGCCGCCGGCGAGCCCCCGUCGUGCAGCCCCACUGCCUCAGCCCCGGCUAGAGCUUGUGGCAGGCACCAGCUUCUUCCAAAUGCCACCGGAGCUCACCGCAGACGUCCACCUGGACCUGGGGAACUGCUAUGAAGUCCUCUGCAUGGCCAAGGCGCAGAAGCUGAGCCACCUCCAGGAGGCCGCCUACAAGGUCAUGAGUGACAACUACCUGCAGGUCCUGAGGAACCCCUCCAUUUACAGCUUCCUCAGCACCAGCGAGCAGGAGCUCAUCCUCCAGCGGAGGAUGAAGGGCAAGAAAUGCCUCGCUGUGGCGGACAUCAGCACCCAAGAGCCGGGCCUUCACGCCAGCAGGCUCUGCUACUACGAUGACGGAGGUGACCGCUGGCAUCAUCUCUGCCACGUGCCGCCAGAGGUGGUUUCCAGGGGGUGCGCCAUGUGCAGCAUGUUCAACUACCUCUUCGUGGUGGCCGGCUGCGAGGGCCUGGGCCGCGCGCAGCAGCCCUCCAACCGUGUCUUCUGCUACAACCCGCUGACCAACAUCUGGCGGGAGAUCUGCCCCUUGAACCAAGCGCGGCCCCACUGCAAGCUUGUGGCCCUGGACGGCUGCCUGUACGCCAUCGGCGGCGAGUGCCUCUACACGGUGGAGCGGUACGACCCGCAGCAGGACCACUGGGCCUUCACCGCCCCCCUGCCCAACGACACCUUCGCCGUGGCCCACACAGCCACGGUGUGUGACGGGGAGAUCUACGUGACGGGGGGCACCUUGCGCUACCUGCUGCUCCGCUAUGCCCCCCGCCAAGACAGCUGGAAGGUCGGCCUCACUGGCGGCAGCAAGGACCGGACCGCCGAGAUGGUCACCGCCAACGGCUUCGUCUACCGCUUCGACCUCAACCGCAGCAUGGGCAUCGGCGUCUACCGCUGCGGUACCAAGGCCAAGCUGUGGUACGUUGCCACCUACGCCAUGCCCUACCCGACCUGCUUCCAGUGCGCCGCCAUGGGCAGCCUGGUGCACUGCGUCGGCCGGCACUUCCACCUCCGCUUCCUGGCCGACACGGUGUCGCCGCGCUUCGGGGCCAAGGCACUGCGGCCCUUCCCAGCACCCCGCGGCAGCCUGCUGCCUGCCGUCCUGGCGCUGCCGCAGGCGGGCAGGGUGCAGACGCGGGUCUGAGGGCGCUGC
Rhea pennata is the source of this 2181-nucleotide messenger RNA. It is a transcript of the gene KLHDC7A, whose product is annotated as kelch domain containing 7A. NCBI's taxonomy places the organism in Eukaryota, Metazoa, Chordata, Aves, Rheiformes, Rheidae. The record is from RefSeq and is a predicted model, not a curated record. Gene Ontology annotation, molecular function: protein binding.